UUUACUUUUAAAGAGGAGAAUAUUUUGAAGGAAAGAGGAUGGCCGUGCGAUAUCUGCUUGUGGUACUCUGCACCAUCUGUGGAGUUUGGGGGUUCGAAACCGGUCCGCCCAUAGACCAGUUCCCUAAUCUGUGUAGGGACAUGGUACCGACGGGCCACCAGCCCCGUAACGCAACGGGAGCCUCCCCGUACAGGGUCACUUCAGCCAAUUCGACCUACUCCCCCGGGAAGUCUCUCAAGGUUAUCGUUGAAGCGAUCGAUGGGACCACUGAGAUCGAGGGUUUGUUCGUGCAGGCUCGCCGUAGCGGGCAGGGUAAAGACAAGAACAAGGCAAUCGGCGAGUUCGCCGAGCCACCGACCAAAACCAAACUGCUCAAGUGCGGCCAUGCAAAUAGUGCUUGGGCUCACUCAGCCGAACUGGAGGCAACUGCUGCAGAGGUGACCUGGAAAGCGCCCCCUUGUGACGAGGGACCGCUCGUUUUCAUGGCUACGAUCGUGAAAGGUCCGAAGGAAAUGUACUGGACCGGGGUUUUGUCCACCGAAUUGACCUUCAGUGGUACCGAGGGAGCCGAGUGUAGUGCGGCACCCACCUCAGCAAGCGUGUCUGGCAUUGCUAUGAUGAUGAGCGUGGUUCUUGCUCUGUGCCUUGCUGUCUUCAAGAAUUACAAUUGAACAAAGUAUAUCGGGUAUUCCAGGCGCUAAUCUUAGGAGAUGCUUAGAAGAUAAUAUGAAAUGUUUAGCGCCCCAAUUAUAUAUUUUAAAAUCUUUAAAAAAA
Molecule: messenger RNA, 774 nt
Organism: Patiria miniata (bat star)
Lineage: Eukaryota; Metazoa; Echinodermata; Asteroidea; Valvatida; Asterinidae
Product: putative defense protein 3
Exons: 5
Coding region: 39-671 (210 amino acids)
Molecular function (GO): oxidoreductase activity, acting on metal ions
Source: RefSeq, a predicted model, not a curated record